AUGGCGCUGGUGACUCGAUCUGCGAGAGUCUCUCAGGCAUCGCCUUUUGCGACGCUCCCGCUUGAGAUUUGGGACAAUGUAGCAGAGCUGCUACAUAACCAUGACCGCGUCUCCCUUGCGCAGGUUGGCAGCAAGUGGAUCGAAAUUGCUGAGCGCCAUAUAUGGCGCGACCUGCCCACCGUCGCCCUCUUGUUGCUUUGCUUGCCUCCCGAUUCCUGGUGCAUUAACCGCGUCUCCCAACCUGCUGCCACCGGCAAUAGAAAUGUCGAUAUUUCUUGUGUGCGUCUAAAGCGCAAAUCAGUCGAACAGGAUUUCAUAGGGAAAUUCGAGCGCCGUGCUACCUACGUGCGUACCAUUUCCGUACACCCACUGUCAGUCGGCAUGCACGAGCUCGGCGCCGACGAAAAUCAACCGUUCUUCCUCGACCGCGACACCCUCGACGAAUUCAUGACCGCGAUACGAGGUCAAAACCUCUUCAAGUGCCUACACACCAUCCACGUCGGGCAGCGGGUCGUCUUCCUCCACCCCGAGCGCAUGCUGCUGCCGCUGAUGACCGAAAGCCUCAAGACCGUGUCCAUUUCCUGCCCCGUACCCGGCCUCGACGAAGCCGCGCGCCUAUCGCACGCGCGGCCGUCUGGCCUCACCAUCGAGGGUAUCAACAGCCGGUCGCUGUGGAAAGGAUCGCCUAGGGGCGAUGGCGGACUGUGCUGUGGGAUCGUGGGUGCACUGGAGUUCUGGAUUCCCUCGCUGACGACGCUCGACCUCGCCUUGCGGGACGCUGAAAGCGUCAUGCCCAUCGUGGUCCAGGGCAAGGCACUCCGCUCGCUGUCUCUGCAUUCCGCCGAUGACCUAGAACCCGUCGAACAGCACUCGCUAUACUCUCUUCGCUCGCUGUCGACGAUCAGGCAGACAGCGGCGUUCUCCAUGUCUCUCCUGGGCUCCCGCGUCCUCGAGGAAGUCAACUUUUCGCGCGUCGUGCUGGACACCGCGGACGACGUCAGUGAAUUGCUCUCCGCGCUUGGCCGCUGCCCUACCCUGCGGCGCAUAUCCGUCGUUCGCCUAUCUGUCGUCCGCCAGAGGGCACCCGAGUCCCUCUUCAGCCUACUAGAAGAGCAAGCGCCGGUGUCCUGCUCUCUGCGCCCGGCAGAUCUGGCGCCCCUGCUCUCACUCAAGAACCUCGAAAAGCUCGUCAUAAACGCGACAGAUGACGUCCGGCUGGCCGAUAUGGACUACGAGGCGCUCGCCGGGGCCCUCCCCGCGCUGCGCACCUGCAGCAUCGGCGUGUGUCCUGGCUCGCGCUGGGUACUCCAGCCGGGCGAAGGGUGCACUCUAUACGCACUCGAGUCGUUUGCCGCGCACUGUCGGUCUCUGGAGGAGCUCUCGAUCCAGGUCGACGCGUUGUCGGGGGUGCAUCAUUCGCCCAAAAACUACGACGGGACUCCGUUUCGUGGCAACAAUUCUCUGCGGAAGCUCAAUGUUGGGCGAUCGAUGGUUUCGAAGGAGGAGAGAAUAGCUGUUUAUUUGCAUGCCGUGUUCCCCUCCCUUAGCUGCGUGGAGAGCGAGCCGUGCGAGGGGCGCUCGCUCUUGUCGUCGGACAGCCAUGUUCUGUGGAAGUGGAUUAGCCGCGAGCUGGCGUAUUGGAGUAGAAGCCUGCCCAAGCGCCGUUCGGCGUCUUCGUCCUGA
This is a messenger RNA of Schizophyllum commune H4-8, 1683 nucleotides long. RefSeq lists its product as uncharacterized. The record is from RefSeq and is a predicted model, not a curated record. Lineage: Eukaryota; Fungi; Basidiomycota; Agaricomycetes; Agaricales; Schizophyllaceae. Bases 1 to 1683 code for a protein of 560 amino acids. The transcript is spliced from 3 exons. Gene Ontology annotation, molecular function: protein binding.